Messenger RNA from Castor canadensis (American beaver), 2183 nucleotides. RefSeq names its product zinc finger protein 579 (gene Znf579). NCBI's taxonomy places the organism in Eukaryota, Metazoa, Chordata, Mammalia, Rodentia, Castoridae. The record is from RefSeq and is a predicted model, not a curated record.
CCUCCUCCUACACCCCCCACCACGCUCGGCCCCCUCCCUCCCCGCCACCACCAUCCGCGAUCCGCCGGCCGCGGGGAAGGAAGAAAGGAGCGAAGGAGGCGGAGGCAUGGAUCCGCAGCCCCCUCCACCGGCCCAGGGCAGCCCACCUCACCGUGGCCGAGGCCGUGGCCGUGGCCGAGGUCGUGGUCGAGGCCGUGGUCGUGGCAGGGGGGGCGCUGGAGCUCCUCGGGCACCGCUUCCCUGUCCCACCUGUGGCCGCCUCUUCCGCUUCCCUUACUACCUCUCCCGGCACCGGCUGAGCCACUCGGGGCUUCGGCCCCAUGCUUGCCCCCUGUGCCCCAAAGCCUUCCGCAGGCCUGCCCACCUCUCCCGCCACUUGCGUGGCCACGGGCCCCAACCCCCGCUUCGCUGCGCUGCCUGUCCGCGCACCUUCCCUGAGCCCGCGCAGCUUAGGCGCCACCUGGCCCAGGAGCACGCAGGUGGCGAGGUGGAGCUGGCCAUCGAGAGGGCAGUGAAGGAGGAGCCCGAAUCCAGCUGGGGUCCUCAGGAGGAGGGCAUAGAGCAACCCACCACAACAGUGGCAGGAGCCGCAGAGGAGGAGGCGGCGUGGCCCGAGACGUGGCCCGUGGGGGAGCCAGCCCCACCAGCAGCCCCCACAAGCGCGGAGCCCCGGCAGUCAGAGGCGCAGGAGGCAGAGGCUGGGGCAGCGGAGCUGAGGGCCGAGUUGGCACUGGCGGCUGGACGGCAGGAGGAGAAGCAGGUCCUGCUCCAGGCCGAUUGGACACUGCUGUGCCUCCGCUGUCGCGAAGCCUUUGCCACCAAGGGAGAGCUCAAAGCGCACCCGUGUCUGCGCCCCGAAGGCGAACAGGAGGGCGAAGGUGGGCCUCCUCCACGCCCCAAGCGACACCAGUGCUCCAUCUGCCUCAAGGCCUUCGCCAGGCCCUGGUCCCUGUCGCGCCACCGCCUGGUCCACUCCACCGAUCGCCCUUUCGUGUGUCCAGACUGCGGCCUGGCCUUCCGCCUCGCCUCCUACCUCCGCCAGCACCGCCGCGUCCACGGCCCGCUCAGCCUGCUGGCCCCACUACCUGGGGCAGCCAAGAAGGACGACAAAGCCUCAGGGGGACGGAACUCAGGGAAAGGGCCCGAGGGGGGUGAAGGGGCGGAAUGCGCGGGUGCCUCCGAAGGGGGAGAUGGUGGGCAGAACGGAGGAGAUGCCGCCCCGGCCCGGCCCCCAGCGGGGGAGCCCCGCUUCUGGUGCCCUGAGUGUGGCAAAGGUUUCCGGCGCAGGGCACACCUGCGACAACACGGUGUGACCCACUCCGGGGCGCGCCCCUUCCAGUGCGUGCGCUGCCAGCGGGAGUUCAAGCGGCUGGCCGACCUGGCCCGCCAUGCACAGGUCCACGCAGGGGGCCCGGCUCCGCACCCGUGCCCACGGUGCCCACGGCGCUUCUCGAGAGCCUACAGCCUCCUGCGCCACCAACGCUGCCACCGUGCUGAGCUGGAGAGAGCCGAGCUGGAGAGGGCCGCCGCCCUGCAGGCGCUCCAGGCCCAGGCCAUGCCCUCACCCCAGCCGCUGAAGCAGGAAGCAGAAGGGCUCCCUCUGGCCAUCGCACACAUCAAGGAAGAGCCGCCCUCCCCUGGGACCCCACCUCAGUCUCCGCCGGCUCCCCCUGUCUUCCUCAGCGCCUCCUGUUUUGACAGCCAAGACCACUCAGCCUUCGAGAUGGAGGAAGAAGAGGUAGACAGCAAAGUCCAUCUGCGCGGAUUGGGGGGCCUGGCCUCCUGACCCUCCCACCCAUCGUCCGCCCCUCCAAUUGAGCUCCCGGUUUGCAGUAAGGAGGAGGGAAUUUGAAGGAGAAAUACCUCCUCUAUCUACCCCUCAAGCCCUUGACACUACAGAAAGGAGGCCCUAAUUCUCCAACCCUCCCUGUUGCCCACCCCUAGACCCCUGAUGACAGUUAGGGACAGCUCACCCCAAUGCGUGUCUUAAGGCAGGACAACUUGGAAAAGGAGGCGGAGGACAUUUGGCCAGAGGGAUGCAGACUGGUGGGUUGGCCCCAGCCUGCCUGUCCCCCAUUAUACACACUGGACACCAUCACCUCUUUGGAACUGCCAGACCCUGGGGGUUCCCAGUGAGCAAAGGUCUGUCCCUGUUCCUCUGUCUGUCUGUGAAUAAAUGUGAG